Mastomys coucha (southern multimammate mouse) is the source of this 2059-nucleotide messenger RNA. RefSeq names its product RIO kinase 2 (gene Riok2). NCBI's taxonomy places the organism in Eukaryota, Metazoa, Chordata, Mammalia, Rodentia, Muridae. The coding region runs from base 67 to 1701 and encodes 544 amino acids. Gene Ontology annotation, biological process: maturation of SSU-rRNA; protein phosphorylation. The transcript is spliced from 10 exons. Gene Ontology annotation, cellular component: cytosol; preribosome, small subunit precursor; nucleus. Gene Ontology annotation, molecular function: ATP binding; protein serine/threonine kinase activity. The record is from RefSeq and is a predicted model, not a curated record.
AGCCUGCGAGAUUACCCAGCGACUUUGCGUCUUCCGGGUGAGCGUCCGUGGCGGAGCUGGGCAAGCAUGGGGAAGGUGAAUGUAGCCAAGCUAAGGUACAUGAGCCGCGAUGACUUCAGAGUGCUGACUGCGGUUGAAAUGGGCAUGAAAAACCAUGAGAUUGUUCCCUGCAGUUUGAUUGCUUCUAUAGCCAGCCUGAAACAUGGUGGCUGUAAUAAAAUUUUAAGAGAAUUGGUGAAGCAUAAACUUAUAGCGUGGGAACGUACUAAAACUGUCCAGGGCUAUCGGUUGACAAAUGCUGGCUACGAUUACCUAGCUCUGAAAACACUGUCUUCUAGACAGGUAGUUGAGUCUGUUGGAAACCAGAUGGGUGUUGGCAAAGAGUCAGAUAUUUACAUUGUUGCAAAUGAUGAAGGGCAGCAGUUUGCACUGAAGCUUCACAGACUGGGAAGAACCUCCUUUCGAAAUCUGAAGAACAAACGUGAUUACCAUAAGCACAGGCAUAAUGUUUCUUGGCUUUAUUUAUCUCGGCUCUCUGCUAUGAAGGAAUUUGCCUAUAUGAAGGCAUUAUAUGAGAGGAAAUUUCCAGUUCCAAAGCCAAUUGAUUACAAUCGCCAUGCAGUGAUCAUGGAGCUUAUUAAUGGUUAUCCCUUGUGUCAGAUACAUCAUGUUGAAGACCCUGCAUCAGUAUAUGAUGAAGCUAUGGAACUGAUAGUCAAACUGGGAAACCAUGGACUGAUUCAUGGAGAUUUCAAUGAAUUCAAUCUCAUGUUGGAUAAAGAUGACCACAUCACCAUGAUUGAUUUUCCGCAGAUGGUUUCCACUUCCCACCCGAACGCUGAAUGGUAUUUUGACAGAGAUGUUAAAUGCAUUCGAGAGUUCUUCAUAAAACGUUUUAGCUAUGAAAGUGAGCUCUACCCAACCUUCAGUGAUAUCAGGAAGGAGGAUUCUCUUGAUGUCGAGGUCUCUGCCAGUGGUUACACAAAGGAAAUGCAAGCAGAUGAUGAGCUGCUACAUCCAGUAGGUCCAGAUGAUAAAAUUACUGAAACAGAAGAGGAAUCUGAUGAAGAAAUGUUAGAAAAAGGUUGGAGGUCAGAAUUGGAAAAUGAUCCAAACCUUACAGAUGAAUCAGGUGGCUCCUGUUGCUGCUCAUCUGCAGACAGCAAAGAAAUAAAGGAAGACCGUUUACCAGAGGAGAGUGCUGAUGUGUCCAGUCUUGAAGUGACUAAAUUAAACCAAGCUGUAGAAGAAAUGGAAAGGCAAAUUCUUACCCACAGGUCUGUUACUGAGUUUUCUGAGGAAAGCAAUAGAAUUGAAAAUGAUAGCAGACAUGAUGGGCAGCCAGGUCAGAGAAGCCCCGCUGGCUCGGAGGAGUGUGAGGAUGAAGUCCCCCAUCUGAUUGCCUGGUCAUCAUUAAACAAGGAGUUCAGGCCUUUCAGAGAUGAAGACAGUAUGAGUAGUAUUACUCAUCAUAGAACAAGAACAUUGAGUGUUACGUCUGCAGGCAGUGCCCUAAGCUGUUCAACAAUCCCUCCAGAACUGGUGAAGCAGAAGGUGAAGCGUCAGCUGACGAGGCAGCAGAAAGCAGCUGCCAGACGCCGGCUGCAGAAAGGAGAAGCCAAUGUGUUUACCAAGCAGCGGAGGGAAAACAUGCAGAAUAUUAAAUCGAGUUUGGAAGCAGCCAGCUUUUGGGGAGACUAAUAAAUUUCUGACCUGUAUAUUUUUUUAGAUACUGUAAUUCUAUUUUUAGCCAGUGUAUUGGUCUUUUUUGGACCAAAGCCAGUAUUUAUGGAAAUUAUGGAAAUAAACCUUCUUUAGACUCACAGCUUCCAAAGACUAAUUAAUAGUAAAUCUGAUAAGCACUCUGUUUUUUAAAAAUUUUGAGGUAACUAAUUUAAAUAUAAAAUAACUUGUGUGAAAAAAACUUCAUUAGCAGUAAUUGCAAAACAUUGACAUCAUUUUUAUUUCACUGUGAUGUUUGGGUUCUGCCUUAAACAGAUAAAUAGAUGACUUGCCUCAGAUCCUGGAAUUAAAUGUAAUAAAUAAUAGAGUAACUCAA